Molecule: messenger RNA, 3234 nt
Organism: Aegilops tauschii subsp. strangulata
Lineage: Eukaryota; Viridiplantae; Streptophyta; Magnoliopsida; Poales; Poaceae
Source: RefSeq, a predicted model, not a curated record
CCACUGGCAGGCCCGCGGUCACACCCGACCCCUACGCCGAAGAAAAAACACGCGAACUUCCCCUCCGCAGCGAGCCGCCGAUCCCCUUCUGCGCUGCUCCUCGGCGCGGCUCUCUCCGGCGAAUCUGCAUGGCCGGUGGGUAGCCCCCAUCUCCCGCCCUGCUCCUCCCUAUCGCGCCGCUCGCUCCCUGUCUCCAGCAGCAGCCGACGCCCCACUCCGGCGGAAGGCCCCCCGUUCCCCCUCCCCACCUCCCAGGCCGUGGCCAUGAGCUCGUCCGGUAAGUUUCUCGCCCGGGAAGUCAGCCAAUCCUGGCUCCACCUCUGCGUCAAGGUGAUGACGGACGAGCAGAUGGAGGUGCUCCGGAAGCAGAUCUCCAUCUAUGCCACAAUCUGCGAGCAGCUCGUCGAGAUGCACUGUGCCCUCACCGCGCACCAGGACUCCAUUGCAGGGGACCGGUGGUAAGAUGUGGUUCAUGGUGUGUCAUCCAGGGGCGGACGCAUGUUGUGGCGAGUGGGGGCCCAGGACCCCGCUCGAUUCAUCGUCCUCUUCGUACUACGCCCCGAUGCUAGCGAGCAGGCCCCCGGUCGGGCUAUAGCAGGCUGAAGGCGUGCGUCUACCCUGCUGCCGCCUGCCGCUUCGACUCUGGGAGCUCACAAUUAAUAGCGAGAAAAACGAAGAGGCGAGCCCUCGGCCGCCGCUUGGUUGGACCAUUGGUGGAUCGCGGCUUGGCGGGUGCCAGUCCUGUGCCAUCCGGUCGCCGGCCACCGGCGGCGCCACCGUCGACGGGUGUACAGCAGCAACGGAUGAACGGAGCAUCCUCAGCAACUCAUCUCUAAUCAGGGAAGAAAAGGGAAGAUAGUGGAGAAGUAUUUGAUAAAGAAAUCAGCAAAUGCCAACACCACCACCCAGCCCCAGGGGGCUAUCACCAGCAACAAUUCAAGUGGCAGUAGUAAUGCAUCAAGACCUGCAGGAAAACAUAAUUCUGUUGUGCCUGAACUAGUUGAUUUGAAUAAGCUCCCUCGGGAUCCAGCUAAAAGGAAGCGAAUGGCAGAUUAUCACCCCAACCAACGUGACGAGAUAAGAAGGAAGUAUUUGAUUUGGGGACCUAAUCAGCCCCGCAAAUUGGAAUUUCCAUACAGGGAGAUUGGGAAGAAGAAAAAAAAGAGGAGAUUCAAUCCGGAUUGGUAUGAUGAUUAUGCUUAUUGGCUAGAGUACAGCGAGAAGGAGCACAAAGCCUAUUGCUUAUGCUGCUAUUUGUUUAGGGACAACAUUAAAGACAACCACCAUGGGCACGAUGCAUUUGUAGUAGAAGGUUUCAACUGUUGGAACAAGACAGAGAGAUUUGUAACUCACGUCGGUGAUCGUAACAGCUGUCACAAUAGAGCACUCUAGGAUUGCGAGGAUCUAUUAAAGCAAGAUCAAUCAAUCCCUGCAGCCUGGAAUAGACAAAGCCAAACUGAAAAGAAUGAGCAUCUCAUCAGGUUAAAUGCCGCAAUUGAUGUUUGUCGAUACUUGUUGCAUCAGGGACAACCUUUCCGUGGCCAUGAUGAAUCUAAAGAUUCUGAAAAUAAAGGAAAUUACCUUGAGUUGAUGGACUACAGUAUUAAGCAAAAUGAUGUUGUUGCUAAGGCAUUCAAGAAUGCUCCAAAUAAUAAUCAAAUGUUGUCUCCCAAAAUUCAGAGAGAUAUUACCGAGUGCUUUGCAAAAGAAGUACUAGGCCAUGUGAUGAAAGAAAUUGGUAAUGGUGUGUUCAGCUUAUUAGUUGAUGAGUGUAGGGAUGUUUCCGACAAAGAACAAAUGGCGGUUGUUCUCCGAUAUCUUGAUAAGUGUGGACUGGUCCAAGAGAAGUUUGUUGGUGUUGUUCAUGUGGAGGAGACAACAUCUUCUUAUCUCAAGUCUUGCAUAGAUUUAUUAUUUUCACAACUUGGGCUGAAUCUUGAACAAGUUAGAGGCCAAGGUUACGAUGGAGCAAGUAAUAUGUCUGGUGAGUUUAAUGGUUUGCAAGCUAAAAUUAUGAAUGAGAACAAAUCAGCAUAUUAUGUACAUUGUUUUGCUCAUAAACUCAACUUGGUUGUUGUGGCUAUUGCAAAGAAGAUAUUCGAGGUCGGAGAUUUCUUUGAUAUGGUUUCAGUUUUGCUGAAUGUCGUGGGCGCGUCUUGCAAGAGAAAAGACCAACUUCGUGAGCAUCACCAAGAAGAAGUGAGAAAAGCAAUAGGAUGUGGAGAGAUUGCUACGGGGACUGGACUGAAUCAAGAAUUAUCUCUUCAAAGACCAGGUGACACUCGAUGGAACUCCCAUUAUAAAACAUUGUUGGGUUUGUCAAAGAUGUUCUCGUCGGUGGUUAAAGUUCUAGAAUAUGUUGAGAAAGAUGGCACAGAUACUGGAAAGAGGCGUCAAGCUAGAGGUCUUCUCAAAUAUUUCCAGACUUUUGAUUCUGCAUUUUUCUUACAUAUGAUGAUGAUGAUAUUAGCUUUAACAAAUGGACUAUCAAAAACCUUACAGAGAAAGGAUAAAGACAUUGUAAAUGCUAUUUCAGAUGUGGAAUCAACUAAACGGGAGUUAGAAAAGCUCAGAACCAAUGAAGGGUGGGAUUCUCUUAUGAGGAAGGUAUACUGUUUCUGUGAGAAACAUGACAUUCCAGUACUGGACAUGGAAGACGCCUAUGUUAACCCAAAGAAGCCAAGACAAAAGACCGGUAUUAACAAUGAACAUUAUUACUGUGUUGACUGUUUCUUUGCUGUUCUGGAUCUGUUAGGAGAAGAGUUUAAUGACAGAUUUAAUGAGGUAAAUUCUGAGUUGCUUCUAUGCAUGUCUGCUUUGAGCCCAAGUGAUUUAUUUUCUCGUUUUGACAAGGCGAAGUUGCUGAAAUUAGCUAAGCAUUAUCCCGAUGACUUUAAUCACCAAGAUAUGGUGACUCUUGAGCAUGAACUUGGUCUCUACAUAGAUAAUAUACUCCAUGAUACAAGGUUUUCUAGCUUGGACAAAAUAGGUGAUCUAGCUAAACUGAUGGUGGAUACAAGGAAGCACCUCUCCUAUCCUUUGGUAUAUCGGCUUUUGAAGCUAGCUUUGACUCUUCCUGUUGCCACUGCCACUGAUGUGUUUCUGUUUUCUCCUGCCACUGCCACUGUCGAAGUGCAGCCCUUUCCUGUCGCAGUAGGAGUGGCACUGAUCCAGCAUGAUAUCCUGCUCUGGCUGUAUUCCAAGAAAUAAACAUCCUUGGCUUCGAACUCCCCA